This is a messenger RNA of Juglans regia (Persian walnut), 4178 nucleotides long. RefSeq names its product disease resistance protein RUN1-like. Gene Ontology annotation, molecular function: ADP binding. The record is from RefSeq and is a predicted model, not a curated record. The transcript has 7 exons. Lineage: Eukaryota; Viridiplantae; Streptophyta; Magnoliopsida; Fagales; Juglandaceae. The coding region runs from base 226 to 3483 and encodes 1085 amino acids. Gene Ontology annotation, biological process: signal transduction; defense response.
UGAUUUGAGACUUUCCAUUUCCCACCGACGCGAAUGUCGGUUGAUGAUACAUUCAUGGAUCAAUUGGUGCUUUCUUUUACAGUUCUGAAAAUAAUUAUAUAUGCCAAUUCAUAGAUGACAACCUUUUACUUUCCAUAAGAUCCAACACGCGCGGAAGUUGCCGAGAAGUACUUCUUCUAUCAUCAUUCACGAUCUGUCUGCAAUUAGUUAUACUUUACAUUCAAAAUGACUUCUUCCAAUGAAUCGCCGGAAGUCCUCUCCUCUGAUUCCUCCUCCAAUUCCUCUUCUUUAACUUCUCAAUGGAGUUAUGAUGUAUUCUUGAGCUUUCGAGGUGAGGAUACCCGUUAUGGUUUUAUUAGUCAUCUUUAUAGUGCUUUGCAUCAAAAGGGAAUCAACACUUACAUGGAUGACAAGCUUAGAAGAGGUGAAGAAAUUUCACCUACACUUUUAAAGGCUAUUAAAGAGUCAAAAAUUUCGAUCGUUGUAUUUUCUGAAAACUAUGCAUCAUCUAUAUGGUGUUUGAAUGAGCUGAUAAGGAUCCUAGAGUGUAAAGAAUCAAAGCAACAAAAGGUUUUACCGGUAUUUUACAAAGUCGAGCCAUCGACAGUACGACUACAAAAAAAUAGUUUCAAAGAAGCUUUGGCUAAACAUGAAGACAGGUUCAAGGAUGAUGCUAAGGUUCAGAGGUGGAAGACUGCCUUAAAACAAGCUGCCGAUAUAUCCGGUUUGCAUUUAAAGAUCAACGAGGACGAAUCUAAAUUUAUCCAGAAGAUUCUUCAAGAGGUCUCAAAAAUAGUACUAGAUCGUACAUAUUUGCAUGUUGCCGAGUAUCCAGUGGGAAUAGACUCUCGUGUAGAAGAUAUUAAUAAGCUACUAUGUAUUAAGGAGAAUGAGACUUGCAUGAUAGGGAUUUUUGGUAUUGGUGGAAUUGGUAAAACAACUAUUGCAAAAGAGAUGUAUAACCGCAUUACUGAUCAGUUUGAAGGCAGCUGUUUUCUUGCAAAUGUUAGAGAAUCUUCAAAACAAGAUCAAGGUGGUCUCGUAAAGUUGCAAGAAAAAAUUCUUGAUGAUAUUCUUAAAGAUUCAAAUUUGAAAGUUGAUAACGUUGAUCGAGGAAUCAAUUUGAUAAUGGAGAGACUUUGUGGAAAAAGAAUUCUUUUGGUUAUUGAUGAUGUUGAUAGUUUGGACCAAUUAGAAAAAUUAUGUGGAAGAUGCGAUUGGUUCGGUUCUGGGAGUCGAAUCAUCAUAACAACAAGGAAUGCGGGUUUACUAAAUAAGCAUUGUGUUAGUUUCAAAUUUCGUAUGAAGGAAAUGGAUCACGGCGAAGCUCUUAAGCUCUUUAGCAAACAAGCCUUCAAAAGUGGCAAACCAGAUGAUGGUUUUGCGGAACUUACAAAACUUGCACUAUAUUAUGCUGGCGGCCUUCCACUCGCUUUAAAAGUGGUAGGCUCAAAUCUAUAUGGAGAAGAUAUACAUUAUUGGAAAAGUGAAUUGGAAAAGUAUAAAAGAAUUCCCGAAGAAAAUAUUCAAGAAAAACUCAAAAUAAGUUACGAUGGAUUAAAUUAUUAUGAACGAAAGAUUUUCCUUGACAUUGCAUAUUUCUUCAAAGGAGACAAGAGAGAAUAUGUCACUAAAAUAUUGGAUGGUUGUGGUUUCUUUCCCAAUGAUGGUAUUAAAAAGCUCAAUGAUAAAUGUCUCAUAACUAUUGAUCAAUAUGACCGAUUAUGGAUGCAUGACUUACUACAAGAUAUGGGUAGAGAAAUUGUUCGACAAGAAUCACCCGAAGAACCUGGCAAGCGGAGUAGAUUAUACUUUCACGAAGAUGUUCAUGAAGUACUUGAAAAAAAUAAGGGAACAGAGCAAAUUGAAGGCAUAUUGAUAGAUCUGCCUCGGGGGGACCACAUGAUCCGUUUGGGUUCUGAGGUGUUUGCAAAGAUGGAAAAACAAAGAAUAUUAAUAAUUAGAAGCUGCGGUGAAAGUUUUUGUGGCGGAUUGAAUUAUCUCUCUAAUGAGUUAAGAGUUAUUGAUUGGCUCAAAUGCCCUUUGGAGUCUUUGCCGUCUACUUUUGAUGGAAAGAAACUCAUCAUCUUAAAAAUGCGAGGAAGCAUGAUUAGAGAUUUAGGCAUGGGAUUGCUAUCUAAGAACUUAACAAUUAUAGAUUUCAGUGAAUCUAAAUACUUGACAAAAAUCCCGGAUCUUUCAAGUUGCUCAAAUCUAGAGAAGCUGAUUCUUUUUGAAUGUAAAAGUUUAGUUGAGGUUCAUGAUUCUGUCGGAUUUUUGGAUAAGCUUGUUGUAUUGAGUUUUGACGAAUGUCCCAGCCUAAAGAAUUUGCCAAGAAGCUUCAAGUUGAGAUCUCUAGAAGUACUUGAACUUCUUGGUUGUACAAGCCUUGAAAACUUUCCUGAAAUUGAGUGUGAAAUAAAACAUUUGAAGUGGGUCCGGAUAGAAAGCGACGCAAUACAGGAGCUACCUUCAUCCAUUACAUACCUCACUGGGCUCGUGUUGUUACUUAUGAGUUGGUGCGAAAGCCUUGUGCAUCUUCCAAUAGACAUUUUUCAGUUGGAACAUCUAUCGACAGUUACCAUCAGGAAUUGUCCAAAAUUUGUAAAUUUUGGAAAGGAGGUGGGGCAAAAUGGACAAUCCAUGCCAUCUAUACAGGAAAAUGAAAUUUCAUCAAGUAUGGAGUUGUUCCCAUUGCUGCCUCCCAAAUCAAAUUUACCUCGGACAUUUAAUUUCUCAUCUAGUUUGAGGUAUUUACGUCUAUCUAGUAGUGGCAUUGUUAGGCUUCCUCCAUUCAUCGAAAGAGUUGUUGGAUUGUCUUGGCUUGAUUUGGAAGACUGCAAGCAACUUGAAGAAAUUCUACACCUUCCACCAAAUAUAGAAUAUGUAAAUGCUCGAGGAUGCGUGUUAUUGGAACGCUUUCCUCAUGUAUCAACAGAAUCUUCAUUCGGUACAACCAACUUAAAAUGGCUAAGAAUGAUUGACUUAACGGGCUGCAAUAAAGUGCAAGUGAAUGUAGGGAAUCAUGCGCCAGAUCCAUUAUUGCUUCAGGAACGCUUUCGGGAGAAAGAUGCAAGUCAUAUUUUAUAUCCAGGAAGUAGGAUUCCAGAGUGGUUCAAGUAUUGUAAGGAGACUACUUCAUAUACUAAUUCUAUUGAAGUAGAAAUUGAUCAUAAUGCGUCCAUCAGUGGGCAUCAGAUCGUGGCAUUAGUUUUGUGUUUUGUUAUCAAGGACGAAUUUAUGACUAUCUUAAUAAACGGCGAGUUGAUUGGAAAUCAUCGUCCUAUACUUGCUUCAAAGGACCCACAUCGUGUAUGGUUACUAUACAUCGCUGGAAAUUCUAUUGAUGAGAUGCUGUCAAUAUGUUACAGGGAGGGGAACGAUAUGAGGUUUACAUUUGAAAGUGAUUCAAAGGAAGCAAUCUUAAAAAGUGCUGGAGUCCAUCUAAUAUACAGAAAUGACAAUUUCAUUGAUCCUAUUUAACUUUCAAAGAGAUACGGAGAUGAUGGUGAAAAUGACUUGGAACCCACAAUAGAAGAGGCGGGGGUCUUCAACGGCCAGCUCUAGCAUUAUGGAAUUCAAGGAUGCUAAUGAUGAUUUAACUAAUGGAAGAUUUGGAUUUAGAACUUCGACUUGGGAAUUGAAGUUCGGACAGGAAUCAAAGUUGUGGAAGGAGUCAAAGUUGGGAAAGAACUGUAACCAUAACAGACUUUAACGAUUUAUCGUGGCUUUCAGGUGAAGAGAUUGAAGGACAUGAUUGCAUCUGCUAGUCGUUUGUGGGCUUUUUCUUUCAGUUCACUUCUCUGAGAUCUAGUGGGGUAUGGAAUUUCCUCUAUGACGAGCAUUUCUUUUAAUUUUGGCUUUGGAUUGCAGUUUUUGGGGAUCAAGAUUGGUUUUUUUCAAGUUUUGUGAUCGUAAAGUUUGGAUCACUUAUGGCGUAGGUUGUUUACACGUAAAGUUGUGGUUUGCUUGGUUUUGGUUUAUAAAUAGGCAUGUUUAGAUUGGUUUUAUUUAUUUAGUUUAAUGUAUAGGUUGUUUUUAUUUUACUAGAUUUUGAAGCCUGGGAUGGUUUUUCUUGAAUAUUUGUAAAUUCCACGUGUCCUGCUUGUUACCACGAUAUUCUUUCUUGAGAUACCGUCCAUGGUCAAUUUUUUAAUGGAGUAUGCUAUACCAGAUUU